Molecule: messenger RNA, 1610 nt
Organism: Clunio marinus
Lineage: Eukaryota; Metazoa; Arthropoda; Insecta; Diptera; Chironomidae
Source: the annotation of a GenBank genome assembly
AGUUUAGACGGAGACAUCGAGGCGUGCAGACGUGUGGUUCACGACCGGAACACAAGCCAUAGAAAAUCGUCGCAAAAAUGGAAGAAAUUAAACCAAGAAUACGCUCUAUAGUUUUAUCAAAAGGCCGAACUACUUCAGAAACAGAGUUUCGAAAGGAAUAUUACGAUCUUCUUGGAGAGAAUUUCGAUGAUGUCCUGCGAAGAUACAAGAUGUCGUUUUAUGAAUUUAUGCAGAAAAUUCCAGAUAUAUGCCAGGUAAGGAUGAAGAGAAACGAGUGCUUUAUAUCUUAUGUAUCAAGCAAAGAGACGCAACAUAUGGAUAACUUGACAAUAUUAAAGAAGAAAGCUUGUAAAACUCCAAAAGUAUCACCGAGUUAUUCACCGUUCAAAUAUAAAAAUUCAUAUAAUAAUAUUAAAGUUUCAUAUGAUCAAAAAACAAAAUAUCGUGAAGUUUCCAUAGGAACUUCCUACCUUGGAAAGAAAUCCAAAAAGUUCUACGAAUCACUUCCACUGCCGCCACAUUUGAGUAAACCUACAAUCGUAUUCAAACAGGAGGAUAUCAAAAAGAGUAAAACUGUUGAAUCAAAUGACAUUGAAGCUGAGACAAUUCAUAAUUUUCGUCAUUUGUCUUUGAGCACGACAACAACGUCUAAGUUUCCAAGUCAAAGUUUGCAGAAUAAGAGUCAAAAUGUUUCAGAGACAAACAAUCUUCUUAACGACAGAGAAGCUUCAAACGCGUCGUCUCGUUGCCAGAACUCUACUGACUUAUCAGCGCAACAGUUUAAGAACACAUUUUUGAAUAUGCAUGCCUUAAAAACUGAAACAUAUAGAAAUUACAUUACUGGCUUGUUUUCUAUUCCUUGCCCGAAAAUGAUGCAAAUACCAGGUCAUAAUUUCUUCGAAAUUGAGGUUGUCGAGUUUACACCGUCAUUGUUUAUGUUUACUCACAAUCACGAUCAAAUGUCAGCAAUAGUGAUGAUGAAUGAAAUGAACAUUCAUUAUAAUAAUUUGGGAGAUUCCAAGGAACUAAUGGUUUUGGCUGUUAACAAAGGUAUGUCGGUUGCUGUUGCUGAUGAGGGCAAAUGGUGGCGAGCUGAAGUUCUAGAUGUUGAAGAAGGGGAAGCAAUUCUUGACUUUGUCGAUUUAGGAGUUCGUAAAAUCGUCAACUUGAAAUUCCUUCGUUAUCUUGAGAGAGGUUUCGCCACAGUCACAAGAAAAUCUUGCAGAGGUUCACUUUUUGGAGUGACACCAAAUAAUAAAGGUUUGCAAUUUAGGUUAAAGACGAAACAUAGAAAAAUGAAAGCAACAAUUAAAGGACAUCACAAUAACAUCUAUCAAUUAUCCAUUGUUGACAAUUUAACAAAUCGUAUAACUAUCGAAGAGUAUUUAAUUUCUCAAGGAUCUGCAGUUCGAAUCCCAGGCAUAGAUCAUUCCAUGAGUGCUAUUUUGAUUUAAAUCAUGGCCUCAUUAAAAUGAUUCAGAGAUGUCAUAAAUUAAAUAUUUAAUUGAUAUUCCUUAUUUUCCCAAUGCACCAACUGUAACACAGUUUUUGAAUGAAAUGAAAUCUUAAAUUAAUAAAAAUCCAUAUCAAUUGACUUUUUUUUUUUUAAU